This is a messenger RNA of Dovyalis caffra, 1377 nucleotides long. NCBI's taxonomy places the organism in Eukaryota, Viridiplantae, Streptophyta, Magnoliopsida, Malpighiales, Salicaceae. The record is from the annotation of a GenBank genome assembly.
AUGGUACCCCAGGGGAAACUUCUUUCUCUACUCCUCCCUAGUCUCCUACUCUUUGUUUUCCCUUGUACAACAACACAUGCAAAAUCUGUUAUUGAACCAUGCAGCUCCUCAGAUUCUUGCACCUCUCUUCUGUCUUAUAUUCUGCCUUAUGAUUCAAAGCUCUCAGAAAUAGCUUAUCGUUUCCAAGUGAACAUUUCUGACAUCUCGGCAGCAAACUCCAUCAAUCCAACAACAUCAUUCCUUAGUAACCAAAUUUUCCAUGCCAAAUCAAUUGUUAAAAUACCAAUUCCAUGUCCAUGUGUGGAUGGCAUCCGACGGUCCAUAUCAACUACUUAUACUGUCCGGGCAGCUGACACUGCUGAAUUUAUAUCAGAAGGUUAUGGUGGACUUGUAAGUCCACAACAGAUUAUGAGUGCUAAUGGAGUCGACGCCAGGAACCCGUUAAUGAGUGGCCAGACACUUUUGAUACCUUUGCCUUGCACAUGCUUUAAUAAUAGCGACAAUGGUAUUGCAACAGUGUAUAUGUCAUACGUAGUGCAAAGUGAUGAGAGUUUGGGCAGUAUAGCAAUGGAGUUUGACACCACUGUUAUGGACUUGGAAGCUGUUAAUGGUCUUGGCCAACCGGUUGUUGAUCCUGGUGACGUACUGGCUAUUCCAAUUUCAGUUCGGGCUGCUAGUGGUGUCAUUUUCAGCUGGUUGGACAAGCUUUUUGGUAACCCUGGAUCAAAACCUCAAAGUCUUAGGUUGGAUAGCUCUCAUGGUACCAUUGCCAAUCAACUUCAUUCGAAUAAAUUCACGAUCCGACUUUUCUAUGCAGCAUGUUCUUCUGCAAAUCUUAACUGGCACAAUGAGACUCUAAUAGUUCCAAAUGGUUCCUAUGCUCUCACUGCCAACGACUGCAUCAAAUGCAUUUGUGAACCUGGCAGUCUCAACUUGCAGUGUUUACCUUCCGGCAUCGAGUCGUCAUGCUCUCAUUUACAAUGCAAAGAUUCUGAUCUUUUCAUUGGGGACACAUAUGUAGAGAACACAUCCAUUGGUUGCAAUAUAACUGCUUGUGAGUAUCGUGGACAUUAUGGCCGCAAAAUUUUCAGAAGUUUAGUCAAUUCUUCUUAUGUCCAGUGCCCAGGUGAUCGAAAUUGUAAUGCAACGUGUCCAAGCGGGUCACCACUGUCUAAUAAUCCUGAUCUGGUUCCAUCUAUAGCAUUACCACCAGUAUCAUCACCAUCACCAGCUCCAUGUCCCAACAUGGGGAUAGAUGGCUCUAAUCCUAGAAAUAGAAAGAGUUUCAAUAUUUCUAGUAACGAAGAAUUGCUUAAGAAAGCUUCAUGGUGUACCUUAUUGCUUUUAGAAGUUGUUUAUUAUUUUUUCUUGUUAUAA